Messenger RNA from Rhinolophus ferrumequinum (greater horseshoe bat), 8376 nucleotides. It is a transcript of the gene DOCK4, whose product is annotated as dedicator of cytokinesis 4. The coding region runs from base 277 to 6189 and encodes 1970 amino acids. Gene Ontology annotation, cellular component: cytoplasm; plasma membrane. Gene Ontology annotation, molecular function: small GTPase binding; GTPase activator activity; guanyl-nucleotide exchange factor activity. Gene Ontology annotation, biological process: small GTPase-mediated signal transduction; cell chemotaxis. The record is from RefSeq and is a predicted model, not a curated record. NCBI's taxonomy places the organism in Eukaryota, Metazoa, Chordata, Mammalia, Chiroptera, Rhinolophidae. The transcript has 53 exons.
GAAUCAGAACAAUGACUGCGCCGCCCGGUCCUUGGGAGCGUCUCGGAGGACUGUGAGCAGCCGCCGCCGGGAGAGUGGCGGGCGGCGCAGCCUGGGCCGCGCGGUGUCAACGCUGGGCUCCGGAGCCUGCAACGCAGACCCUGCCCAGCGCCCGCAGCCCGCGCGGAGCCGCGGGGCUCCAGCGCUGCAGCCGCUACUCGGCAGCUGUGCAUUGUUGUGAGCCGGGGCAGGGGCGCGGGGAUUACAAAGCCCGAAGACCCGGGACCCUCUUUAGCCAUGUGGAUACCUACGGACCACGAGAAAUACGGCGUGGUUAUUGCCAGUUUCCGAGGAACCGUCCCAUUCGGCCUGUCGCUGGAAAUUGGAGAUACAGUUCAGAUCCUGGAGAAGUGUGAUGGCUGGUACAGAGGAUUUGCCUUAAAAAACCCAAACAUCAAGGGUAUCUUUCCUUCCAGCUACGUUCACUUGAAAAAUGCCUUUGUGAAGAACAAAGGACAAUUUGAAAUGGUUAUUCCCACUGAAGACUCUGUUAUCACAGAAAUGACAUCAACACUAAGAGACUGGGGUACCAUGUGGAAACAACUCUAUGUGAGGAACGAAGGCGACCUCUUCCACCGGCUGUGGCACAUCAUGAACGAAAUCCUGGAUCUGCGACGGCAGGUGCUGGUGGGCCACCUGACUCACGACCGGAUGAAGGACGUGAAGCGCCACAUCACCGCCCGCCUCGACUGGGGCAAUGAACAACUGGGACUGGACCUGGUGCCCAGGAAAGAGUAUGCAAUGGUGGACCCAGAGGAUGUCAGCGUCACUGAGCUCUACCGAUUGAUGGAGCAUCGACAUCGCAAGAAAGACACCCCCAUGCAGGCCAGCAGUCACCACCUGUUCGUGCAGAUGAAGAGCCUCAUGUGCUCUAACCUGGGAGAGGAGCUGGAGGUCAUCUUCUCGCUCUUUGACAGUAAGGAGAAUCGACCCAUCAGUGAAAGAUUUUUCUUGAGGCUGAAUAGAAACGGGCUUCCCAAAGCCCCAGAUAAACCAGAACGACACUGCUCUCUCUUUGUGGACUUGGGUAGCAGCGAGCUGAGAAGGGACAUCUAUGUCACUGUACACAUUAUCCGAAUCGGCCGAAUGGGGGCAGGAGAGAAAAAGAAUGCAUGUAGUGUUCAGUACCGGCGACCCUUUGGCUGUGCAGUUCUUAGCAUUGCUGACCUGUUGACCGGAGAGACGAAAGAUGACCUCAUCCUGAAAGUGUACAUGUGUAACACAGAGAGUGAGUGGUACCAAAUCCACGAGAACAUCAUCAAAAAGCUGAACGCGCGUUAUAAUUUGACUGGCUCCAACGCGGGUUUAGCAGUUUCCCUACAACUGUUGCAUGGAGACAUCGAACAAAUCAGAAGAGAGUACUCAUCAGUAUUUUCUCACGGAGUGUCCAUAACGAGGAAGUUGGGUUUUUCUAAUAUUAUUAUGCCCGGUGAAAUGAGGAAUGAUUUAUACAUCACUAUAGAACGGGGAGAAUUUGAGAAAGGAGGGAAGAGUGUGGCCAGGAAUGUGGAAGUUACAAUGUUCAUUGUAGAGAGUAGCGGCCAGACCUUGAAGGAUUUCAUCUCCUUCGGCUCCGGAGAGCCGCCCGCCGGCGAAUACCGCUCCUUCGUGCUUUAUCACAACAACAGCCCGCGCUGGGCCGAGCUGCUGAAGCUGCCUAUUCCCGUGGAUAAAUUCCGGGGCGCGCACAUCCGCUUCGAGUUUCGGCACUGCUCCACAAAGGAGAAAGGAGAGAAGAAGUUGUUUGGUUUCUCUUUCGUCCCCCUGAUGCAGGAGGAUGGCCGGACUCUUCCAGAUGGCACUCACGAGCUGAUCGUGCAUAAGUGUGAAGAAAACACAAAUCUUCAGGAUGCUACCCGCUACCUCAAACUUCCCUUUUCCAAGGGCAUCCUCCUUGGGAAUAAUAAUCAAGCGAUGAAGGCCACAAAAGAGUCUUUUUGGAUAACAUCUUUUCUCUGCUCCACGAAACUCACACAGAACGGUGAUAUGCUUGAUCUUUUGAAAUGGAGAACCCACCCGGACAAGAUCACAGGCUGUCUGUCUAAACUGAAAGAAAUCGAUGGCUCAGAGAUCGUAAAGUUUCUGCAAGAUACACUGGAUACCUUAUUUGGAAUUUUAGAUGAAAAUUCCCAAAAAUAUGGUUCUAAAGUGUUUGAUUCUUUGGUCCACAUAAUAAAUUUGCUGCAAGAUAGCAAAUUUCAUCAUUUUAAACCUGUAAUGGACACUUAUAUUGAGAGUCAUUUUGCUGGGGCACUGGCAUACAGAGAUCUCAUCAAAGUGCUCAAGUGGUAUGUGGACAGGAUAAUGGAGGCGGAGCGGCAAGAGCACAUCCAGGCAGUGCUGAAGGCACAAGAAUACAUUUUUAAGUACAUAGUUCAAUCUCGAAGGCUGUUUUCCCUCGCCACCGGUGGCCAGAACGAGGAGGAAUUCCGCUGCUGUAUCCAGGAGCUCCUCAUGUCAGUCCGUUUCUUUCUUUCACAAGAGAGCAAAGGGUCUGGAGCGUUAUCCCAAUCACAGGCCGUGUUUCUGAGCUCCUUCCCAGCCGUGUACUCAGAGCUGUUGAAGCUCUUCGAUGUCCGGGAAGUGGCCAGCUUGGUGCAGGACACGCUGGGCAGCCUGCCGACCAUCGUGCACGUGGACGACUCCCUCCAGGCCGUGAAGCUGCAGUGCAUUGGCAAAACCGUGGAAAGCCAGCUUUACACCAACCCAGAUUCCAGGUACAUCCUCUUACCUGUCGUGCUGCAUCACCUUCACAUGCACCUGCAAGAGCAGAAGGACCUGGUCAUGUGCGCACGGAUCCUUAGCAACGUGUUUUGUCUCAUCAAGAAAAACAGCUCAGAAAAAUCCGUGUUGGAGGAAAUAGACGUGAUAGUGGCCAGUCUGCUCGACAUCUUGCUGAGGACAAUACUGGAGGUCACCAGUCGACCUCAGCCGUCCGGCUCUGCCAUGCGGCUCCAGUUCCAGGAUGUCACCGGGGAGUUUGUUGCUUGUCUCCUGUCCCUAUUACGACAAAUGACAGAUAGACAUUAUCAACAGCUUCUUGAUAGUUUCAAUACAAAAGAAGAGCUACGGGAUUUCCUGCUGCAGAUAUUUACAGUGUUCCGGAUAUUGAUACGCCCAGAGAUGUUUCCAAAGGACUGGACUGUUAUGCGCCUCGUGGCUAACAACGUUAUUAUUACAACAGUUCUGUACCUGUCAGAUGCACUUCGUAAAAACUUCUUAAAUGAGAACUUUGAUUAUAAGAUCUGGGAUUCCUAUUUUUACCUAGCAGUCAUUUUUAUAAACCAGUUGUGUCUGCAAUUGGAGAUGUUUACACCUUCCAAAAAGAAAAAGGUGUUAGAAAAGUAUGGUGACAUGCGGGUGACAAUGGGCUGUGAAAUUUUCAGCAUGUGGCAAAACCUAGGAGAGCACAAACUUCAUUUCAUCCCUGCCCUGAUUGGCCCCUUUCUAGAAGUGACCUUGAUACCUCAGCCAGAUCUCCGGAACGUCAUGAUUCCUAUUUUUCAUGACAUGAUGGAUUGGGAGCAGAGGCGGAGUGGCAAUUUUAAACAGGUGGAAGCCAAGCUGAUUGACAAAUUGGACAGCCUGAUGUCAGAAGGUAAAGGUGAUGAAACCUACCGUGAGCUCUUCAACAGUAUAAUUCCACUAUUUGGUCCCUAUCCUAGUCUACUAAAGAAAAUUGAGCGGGAAACAUGGAGGGAAAGUGGCGUUUCCUUAAUCGCCACCGUAACGCGUCUAAUGGAGAGGUUGUUAGAUUACAGGGACUGCAUGAAAAUGGGAGAGGUAGACGGCAAAAAGAUUGGCUGCACAGUUAGCCUUCUGAACUUCUAUAAGACUGAAUUGAAUAAGGAAGAGAUGUAUAUACGCUACAUUCACAAACUCUAUGACCUGCAUCUCAAAGCACAGAACUUCACAGAGGCCGCCUACACCCUGCUGUUAUACGAUGAGCUACUGGAAUGGUCGGACCGGCCCCUGCGGGAGUUCCUGGCAUACCCCAUGCAGACGGAGUGGCAGCGGAAGGAGCUUCUCCACCUGACCAUCAUCCAGAACUUCGACAGAGGCAAAUGUUGGGAGAAUGGCAUCAUCUUAUGCCGGAAGAUCGCAGACCAGUAUGAGAGUUACUAUGACUACAGGAACCUGAGCAAGAUGAGGAUGAUGGAAGCCUCCUUGUAUGACAAAAUUAUGGACCAGCAACGUCUUGAACCGGAGUUCUUUAGAGUUGGAUUUUAUGGGAAAAAAUUUCCAUUUUUCUUAAGAAACAAGGAGUUCGUGUGUCGAGGGCAUGACUACGAGAGGCUGGAGGCCUUCCAGCAGCGGAUGCUCAGCGAGUUUCCCCACGCUAUCGCCAUGCAGCACGCCAACCAGCCCGACGAGACCAUCUUCCAGGCGGAAGCUCAGUAUUUGCAGAUCUACGCUGUGACCCCCAUCCCGGAGAGCCAGGAGGUCCUACAGAGAGAGGGUGUUCCGGACAACAUCAAAAGUUUCUAUAAAGUGAAUCAUAUCUGGAAAUUCCGUUAUGACAGACCGUUUCACAAAGGCACAAAAGACAAAGAAAAUGAAUUCAAGAGCCUCUGGGUGGAGAGAACGUCCUUAUACCUGGUGCAGAGUUUGCCUGGAAUUUCCCGCUGGUUUGAGGUGGAGAAGCGAGAAGUGGUAGAAAUGAGUCCUCUGGAAAAUGCAAUUGAAGUGUUAGAAAAUAAGAAUCAGCAGCUGAAGACUUUGAUUAGUCAGUGUCAGACCAGACAGAUGCAGAAUAUCAACCCCCUGACCAUGUGCCUGAACGGAGUCAUCGACGCUGCGGUUAAUGGCGGAGUGGCCAGGUAUCAAGAGGCAUUCUUUGUCAAGGAAUAUAUCUUAAGUCACCCUGAAGAUGGAGAGAAAAUUGCACGGUUAAGAGAGUUGAUGCUUGAGCAGGCACAGAUUUUGGAAUUUGGUUUGGCCGUGCACGAGAAGUUCGUACCUCAAGAUAUGAGACCCCUUCACAAAAAGUUGGUUGACCAGUUCUUUGUGAUGAAGUCGAGCUUAGGGAUACAGGAGUUCUCUGCUUGUAUACAAGCCAGUCCAGUCCAUUUUCCUAAUGGAAGUCCUCGCGUGUGUAGAAACUCAGCACCUGCUUCUAUGAGCCCAAAUGGUACCCGGGUAAUCCCUAGACGCAGCCCGUUAAGUUACCCAGCCGUCAACCGGUAUUCUUCCUCCUCACUGUCCUCACAAGCGUCUGCCGAAGUAAGCAAUAUUACAGGGCAAUCAGAAAGCUCUGAUGAAGUCUUUAACAUGCAGCCAAGUCCAUCUACCUCAAGCCUGAGUUCUACUCACUCCGCUUCUCCCAAUGUGACAAGUUCUGCUCCAUCGAGUGCAAGAGCUUCUCCCCUGUUGUCCGACAAACACAAACAUUCCAGAGAAAACUGUUGCUUGUCCCCAAGAGAGAGACCGUGCAGUGCCAUCUAUCCGACACCUGUGGAACCUUCUCAGAGGUUGCUGCUCAAUCAUAUUGGAGAUGGAGCCCUGCCACGCAGUGACCCAAAUCUUUCAGCGCCUGAGAAAGCUGUGAACCCCACCCCUAGCAGCUGGAGCCUGGACAGUGGGAAAGAAGCCAAGAACAUGUCGGAUAGUGGGAAACUUAUCUCUCCCCCUAUCCCUCCAAGACCCACACAGACUGCUUCGCCAGCGAGACACACGACGUCAGUGUCCCCCUCGCCUGCCGGGCGGUCUCCACUGAAGGGCUCUGUGCAGCCUUUCACGCCCUCCCCAGUGGAGUACCACUCACCGGGACUGAUCUCCAACUCCCCCGUCCUGUCGGGCAGCUGCAGCAGUGGGAUUUCUUCUCUCAGCCGGUGUAGCAUGUCCGAGACCUCAGGCUUUGAAAAUCAGGUGAAUGACCAGGUGGCACCAGGCUCGGGACCGGGCUACAGCGGGCCGGAGGAACCUGUGCGGAAGGAGAGCAAGACGCCGCCGCCCUACAGCGUCUACGAGCGGACUCUGCGGCGCCCGGUCCCCCUGCCGCACAGCCUGUCCAUCCCCGUCGCUCCCGAGCCGCCCGCCCUGCCCCCCAAGCCGCUGGCGGUGCGGUCCGGCCACCUGGAGAACGGAACCAGGAGGACUGACCCCGGCCCGCGGCCCCGGCCCCUGCCUCGGAAGGUGUCUCAGUUAUAAGUCACUUUUAUACUGACCCGCGAUGAAUCCUUUGCCGUUUACAAGAGAAGUAUGAUGAGAAGGCAUUUAGUGUAGGCACUUUAAUAACUUAGAUUUGUCUUUAAAUGAAUGGAAUUAAAACUUGCUUAUUAAUAUAAUAUUGCACAAUAUUAAAAGUUACUGACCUAACAUGCCAGAUGUUACAUGAAGUAUGGCUGAAUUUCAUUACAGCGUUUCUCAUUUGAAAGUGGUAAAUAGGGAUAAAGACUUCUUUUGUAUCUUUUUAUGUUCUCUUUUUUUACAUAGUUUAAUGUUAAAACCAAUACAGUAUUGUCGAACAAUACGAUGUGUGAUAAUGUUGUACACUUUUUACUGAAUACUUGAUACUCUGAGAAAGCUUAUUAGGUCAGUGCACAUCCUCACACAACGGUUCUGUAGAAGCCUUUUGGAAAUAAGGUGAGCUUUCUGGCUCUUCCAUGAGUAGACUGACGAAUGCACAUCAUCAGAAUUAAAAGUUAGGGCAGGCUAGUUAGACGGUAUACUGUAGGGGCAAGCAAGGGUUUGCACUGGGAGUUUUAUUCUUAAAAUUCUUUUUUAAGGUUGCUUUUCACAUAUGACAGCUGUCUGCAUUCUCAAAAUUCAACUUUGUGAAUUGACUGGUAAAUCCUUUAGUACCCUGAUGCCAUGCUAUCUACUGUAUUUCUUUUCAAGGUGCAAUUUACUUUCAGAGUCAAGAUUAAGCAAAAUCGGGUAGAUGAAGUAAAAGACCCCUAGGAGAAAUGAUUGCUUGAAUCUUGUGUUUCCUUACUUAAUACUUUCCUGUACCAGAGUUGUCGUUGAAGAACAGAUGUUCAUGUAUUAAAGAGGCACAAAUUAAUGUGUCCCAUUAGCAAGAAUUCAGGAAUCGAUGCAGGACAGUAGUAAAUCAAUAGCAUCAAUGAAGAAGGAGAAACAAAAGCCUGAGAGAAACUAUAUUACCAUGAUUAAAUGGCAAAAGGACUUUGAGAAGGCAAGGGCAUUAACUUUCAAUCCUGCACGAAAUUAAAGCUUCCUCACUCCUCCCCAUUCUUCCCCCCCCCCCCCGCCCCCCGCCCCCAGCUGGUCUUCUCUGAGGCUCCUACUGGCUUUUGUUGAAAGAGGAUGUCCCUGUGAAUAUUGCAUCACAGCAUCUUAGCUGUACGUAGGGAUGCAAAUGCCACAGCUGUAAGAUGUGGGAAAAGCACCUUGUAUGUAGUAAUGUAUUUUGUACCUGUUUUUUCUUGUACUGACUGUUUAUAACACUCAAUUGACAAUAGAUAUGAACUGUAUUUUAAAUCAUGCUGUUAAAUAUUUUCCCUCUUUUGUUGGGAAGCUCAUUUUAGUUUAACUGUGUUUGUUUUUGUAGAUAGCUUACCUGGAAGGCAGUGACCACUUUUUUAUAUUCUCUUAAUGAAACCAUUCAGCAGGUAUAUGCUGUUGAGGCUGGUUAUAGAGGUUUUCUAUAAUAAAUGUUCAAGUAUUUUUGUACAUAACUGGUUAAUUUUAAUAAGAGAUACCAUUAUGUGUAAAAAAAACAGUAAAAAUAAAAGCAAACGGUUGUGGAUGCAGUAUGAUUGUUAUAAUUAUGCCAAAUACUUUAUGGAAAAAAAUAUUUGUACAUAUGUGCUUUUAACAAUAAUUCUGCCAUAUUGACUUUACAAUUUUGAAUGUCAGAAAAAUUAAUAUAUGUUAAAAUAUUUAUGUUUAGUGAAGGUAUUCAUAAUUGAGAAAAGGAACAUAUACAUUUUAGCUUUGUAUCUUGCAAGUUUUGCAGCUGGAAAUUUCUUGAACUAGCUUUUGCUUUUGAUGAUAACACUUUGUGUUUGUAAUCACAUCCUUGAAAACAUAUGUAGAUAUAUAUAGGAAGCUACAUAUUUCUGUUGCUUUAAAGAAGUACAGCCUUCCAUUUAAAUAAGGUGACAUGCAUAAGAUAACAAAGCUUCUUGGAUUUCCUUUUCCUCUGUAAUUUAAUAGAUUUGUUCACUAGUGCUUGGGCACAGUGUAAAUCAGUGUUAUUUGCUCUUGAAGCCAUUUUUUAAAAAAAUUUUGCAAUGAACAGUUGAUCAAGUGUGUGUAUUUCUGAAGCAGCUAUAUAGCAGAACAUUUCAAGAGAUUCUGUUAGCUCAAAUGUUCAUGUUGGUUGCUGCUGAAUGGUAAAUAUUAAAUAAAAUUACCUGAUUAAUCUUGAAA